UUAACCUUAAAAUAUAAAUAAGAAUGCAAGUUCCGUAUAAAUCGUUAAAAGAUAAAUAAACGAAAUAAAUAUUUGAAAUAAUUGUGAUACUUCGAAAAUGUUGAAAACAUUAAGAACGUUUAAGUUAAUUCAAGGAGUACGUACCUUACAUUCAACAAAAACUAUAUUUUGUAAAACGGCAGAAAAUGAAGAACCAAAAUAUACACACUUUGGAUUUGAAACUGUUGAGGAAAAAGAAAAAGUAAAAAAAGUUUAUAAUGUAUUUGAAACGGUUGCCGAAAAAUACGAUGUUAUGAACGAUGCAAUGUCUUUAGGAAUUCAUAGAAUUUGGAAAGAUAUAUUUAUUGAACGAUUAGGACCAUGCCACGGAACAAAAUUGUUGGAUGUCGCCGGUGGAACAGGUGAUAUUGCAUUUCGUUUUUUGAAAUAUUUACAAAAUUUGGAAUCGGAUAUAAAUAGCGAACAAAGUCAUGUAACCGUAUUUGAUAUUAAUCAGGCAAUGUUAGAUGUAGGACAAGCGAGAGCGGAAAAACUUAAUUUAGUAAAAAAUGGAAAUAUUAGUUGGAUGUGUGGAAAUGCUGAAGAAUUAACUGAAAUUAAAGAUAAUUCUUAUAAUGCUUAUACGAUAGCAUUUGGAAUUCGUAAUGUUACAAAUAUAGACAAGGUUUUAAGCGAGGCGUAUCGUGUUUUAACACCCGGCGGACGAUUUAUGUGUUUAGAAUUCAGUCAUUUGAAUAAUGAAAUAUUACAAAAACUUUAUGAUCAAUACUCAUUUCAAGUAAUACCAGUAUUAGGUCAAUUAAUAGCAGGUCAAUGGAAACCAUAUCAAUACUUAGUCGAAAGUAUUCGAAAAUUUCCAAAUCAAGAGGAUUUCAAAUUAAUGAUAGAAGAUGCUGGUUUUCGAAAUGUAACUUAUGAAAAUUUAACGAGCGGUGUUGUUGCAAUACAUUCAGGAUUUAAAUUAUAAUUAUGUAAUUUUUCUGAAUUCUUUGUAUAUAAUUUAUUUACAGAAAAAUGUCCUCAAAGUAUCUACGUAAUUAAAAUGUGUUAUUUAUUCAAAAUUUAAA
This is a messenger RNA of Chrysoperla carnea, 1067 nucleotides long. RefSeq names its product 2-methoxy-6-polyprenyl-1,4-benzoquinol methylase, mitochondrial (gene Coq5). Lineage: Eukaryota; Metazoa; Arthropoda; Insecta; Neuroptera; Chrysopidae. Bases 98 to 967 code for a protein of 289 amino acids. Gene Ontology annotation, biological process: ubiquinone biosynthetic process. The transcript is spliced from 6 exons. The record is from RefSeq and is a predicted model, not a curated record. Gene Ontology annotation, molecular function: methyltransferase activity.